Molecule: messenger RNA, 939 nt
Organism: Henningerozyma blattae CBS 6284
Lineage: Eukaryota; Fungi; Ascomycota; Saccharomycetes; Saccharomycetales; Saccharomycetaceae
Product: integrase zinc binding domain-containing protein
Exons: 1
Coding region: 1-939 (312 amino acids)
Molecular function (GO): nucleic acid binding
Source: RefSeq, a predicted model, not a curated record
AUGUCGUGGUUUAUGCUUUAUAUAAAUGAGGUAUACCUCAAAGGAAGAUAUUUUGAUUUGCAUACUGAUCACAAAUCGUUAGAAAGCAUAAUGCAGAAUGAGGACAAUAGUGACCAUAUCGAUAGAUGGAUUAGUCGGUUGGCUUAUUUUUAUUUUAAACCAAAAUACAUCCCAGGUGAAACUAAUAGGGCGGAUGCACUAUUAAAAUCGGCAAGGAAUAAGUUACAGAUUUUUGAACCCAAGUUUAAACUGGCUUCACCAGAUGAAGUAAAGGAAGCAGAUAGACAAGAUUCAUUUAUGAAUAAAAUUAUUAGGAUAUUGCUGAAGAAGGAAAAGUGUCCAGCUGAACUACGUAAAUAUAAAAGAUAUCGCAUGGUCGCUAUCCACCUGUAUUAUGGGGUAUAUGAGGGAGUGCGUUACGGAUUAUGUAUACCUAGAGGUUUGAUAAGGUCGAGGGUUUUAAAGCAUUGUCAUGGAAGUAAUGGUUCGGGGCAUCCAGGUGGUACAAGAACCUAUGUAUUGGUGCAGAAAUACUAUUACUGGCCUAAGAUGUUGAAUUCUGUUCAACAAUAUGUGAAGAGAUGUGAACCCUGCCAAUUCUCCAAGAAUUCGCAUCAAAGACCGUUUGGGGUGUAUCAUCCGUUGAAAAUUCCAUCUAGAAGGUUUAAAGAUGUCAAUAUUAAUUUUGUAUCAGGGAUGAAUCAAAAUGGUAAAUAUCAACAGGUUAUGGUCAUCAUUGACCGUCUAACAAAAUGGGUAAUAUUUGUAUCCCUCACUAAGAAGGUUACUCCUGCUGCAGUUGCCGAUGUACUUAUCGAGAAUGUUGUGUACCAGUAUGGGAUGACAAGAUUUAUGCAUUACAUGGAUGGGAACCUAGGUUUACUGGUCUAUUUAAUCCCGUUUUUGACAAGCCUAAAUAUUUACGAGAUGAUUCCCUAG